Molecule: messenger RNA, 860 nt
Organism: Peromyscus maniculatus bairdii (prairie deer mouse)
Lineage: Eukaryota; Metazoa; Chordata; Mammalia; Rodentia; Cricetidae
Gene: Rpl14
Product: ribosomal protein L14
Biological process (GO): ribosomal large subunit biogenesis; translation
Cellular component (GO): ribosome; cytosolic large ribosomal subunit
Molecular function (GO): structural constituent of ribosome; RNA binding
Source: RefSeq, a predicted model, not a curated record
GGAGACACCACCGCCAUGCUUUUACCCACCGAGCAUGCGCAAGCGCACGCACGUCUCCCUCGACCAAUCGGUGGCCACGUUGGACGUCGGGGCGGAGCUUCCGCCGACACAUGCGCACGGCCGGGCGGGGCCUCUUCCUUCUCGCUGAACGCCGCCGACAUGGUGUUCAGGCGCUUCGUGGAGGUUGGCCGGGUGGCCUACGUCUCCUUUGGGCCCCAUGCAGGAAAGCUGGUGGCGAUUGUAGAUGUUAUUGACCAGAACAGGGCUUUAGUGGAUGGACCUUGCACUCGGGUGAGGAGGCAGGCCAUGCCUUUCAAGUGCAUGCAGCUCACUGACUUCAUCCUCAAGUUCCCACACAGUGCCCGCCAGAAGUAUGUACGAAAGGCUUGGGAGAAGGCAGAUAUCAAUACAAAAUGGGCAGCCACAAGAUGGGCCAAGAAGAUUGAUGCCAGAGAAAGGAAAGCCAAGAUGACAGAUUUUGAUCGUUUCAAAGUCAUGAAGGCAAAGAAAAUGAGGAACAGAAUAAUCAAGACUGAAGUGAAGAAACUUCAAAGAGCUGCUCUCCUGAAAGCUUCUCCCAAAAAAGCACCUGUUGCUAAGGCUGCCAUUGCUGCAGCUGCGGCGGCGGCGGCGGCGGCAGCUGCAGCUAAAGUUCCAGCCAAGAAGGCCACAGGACCAGGCAAGAAGGCUGUGGCCCAGAAGGCUGCCGGGCAGAAGGCUGCAGGCCAGAAGGCAGCUCCUCCUGCUAAAGGUCAGAAGGCUCAGAAGACCCCAGCCCAGAAAGCACCUGCUUCAAAGGCAGCUGGCAAGAAAGCAUGAAACUGUGCAAAGGAAUAAAGGUUCUUUUUGACAUGUUGGCA